This is a messenger RNA of Homo sapiens (human), 11714 nucleotides long. RefSeq names its product Sp3 transcription factor (gene SP3). Lineage: Eukaryota; Metazoa; Chordata; Mammalia; Primates; Hominidae. Gene Ontology annotation, biological process: negative regulation of transcription by RNA polymerase II; negative regulation of DNA-templated transcription. Gene Ontology annotation, molecular function: cis-regulatory region sequence-specific DNA binding; DNA binding; double-stranded DNA binding. The record is from RefSeq and is marked reviewed. Gene Ontology annotation, cellular component: PML body; transcription repressor complex; nucleus. Bases 203 to 2548 code for a protein of 781 amino acids. The transcript has 7 exons.
GUCACCCUCUUCCCCCCUUUUGGGCUGGAGGCUCCACCUUUUGUGUUUCCCGCACAGUCAAUCAAAAUAGGAAAAAAAAAUCCCCGGACCGCUCCGGCCGUGUCCGCCGCCGCUUCCCGCAUCCUCUCCCGCCGCCGCCGCCUUCGCUCCUCACCAUGUGUAAGGCGGCGGGGAGCCCCGCCUGAGGUGCCCUAAACACACUAUGACCGCUCCCGAAAAGCCCGUGAAACAAGAGGAAAUGGCUGCCUUGGACGUGGAUAGCGGCGGCGGCGGUGGCGGCGGCGGCGGCCACGGCGAGUAUCUGCAGCAGCAGCAACAGCACGGAAACGGUGCGGUGGCGGCGGCAGCGGCGGCCCAGGACACUCAGCCGUCACCGCUCGCUCUGCUGGCCGCUACCUGCAGCAAGAUAGGGCCGCCAUCGCCGGGCGACGACGAGGAGGAGGCGGCCGCCGCAGCCGGGGCCCCCGCCGCCGCCGGAGCGACAGGUGAUUUGGCUUCUGCACAGUUAGGAGGAGCACCAAACCGAUGGGAGGUUUUGUCAGCCACACCUACAACUAUAAAAGAUGAAGCUGGUAAUCUAGUCCAGAUUCCAAGUGCUGCUACUUCAAGUGGGCAGUAUGUUCUUCCCCUUCAGAAUUUGCAGAAUCAACAAAUAUUUUCCGUUGCACCAGGAUCAGAUUCAUCAAAUGGUACAGUGUCCAGUGUUCAAUAUCAAGUGAUACCACAGAUCCAGUCAGCAGAUGGUCAGCAGGUUCAAAUUGGUUUCACAGGCUCUUCAGAUAAUGGGGGUAUAAAUCAAGAAAGCAGUCAAAUUCAGAUCAUUCCUGGCUCUAAUCAAACCUUACUUGCCUCUGGAACACCUUCUGCUAACAUCCAGAAUCUCAUACCACAGACUGGUCAAGUCCAGGUUCAGGGAGUUGCAAUUGGUGGUUCAUCUUUUCCUGGUCAAACCCAAGUAGUUGCUAAUGUGCCUCUUGGUCUGCCAGGAAAUAUUACGUUUGUACCAAUCAAUAGUGUCGAUCUAGAUUCUUUGGGACUCUCGGGCAGUUCUCAGACAAUGACUGCAGGCAUUAAUGCCGACGGACAUUUGAUAAACACAGGACAAGCUAUGGAUAGUUCAGACAAUUCAGAAAGGACUGGUGAGCGGGUUUCUCCUGAUAUUAAUGAAACUAAUACUGAUACAGAUUUAUUUGUGCCAACAUCCUCUUCAUCACAGUUGCCUGUUACGAUAGAUAGUACAGGUAUAUUACAACAAAACACAAAUAGCUUGACUACAUCUAGUGGGCAGGUUCAUUCUUCAGAUCUUCAGGGAAAUUAUAUCCAGUCGCCUGUUUCUGAAGAGACACAGGCACAGAAUAUUCAGGUUUCUACAGCACAGCCUGUUGUACAGCAUCUACAACUUCAAGAGUCUCAGCAGCCAACCAGUCAAGCCCAAAUUGUGCAAGGUAUUACACCACAGACAAUCCAUGGUGUGCAAGCCAGUGGUCAAAAUAUAUCACAACAGGCUUUGCAAAAUCUUCAGUUGCAGCUGAAUCCUGGAACCUUUUUAAUUCAGGCACAGACAGUGACCCCUUCUGGACAGGUAACUUGGCAAACGUUUCAAGUACAAGGGGUCCAGAACUUGCAGAAUUUGCAAAUACAGAAUACUGCUGCCCAACAAAUAACUUUGACGCCUGUUCAAACCCUCACACUUGGUCAAGUUGCGGCAGGUGGAGCCUUCACUUCAACUCCAGUUAGUCUAAGCACUGGUCAGUUGCCAAAUCUACAAACAGUUACAGUGAACUCUAUAGAUUCUGCUGGUAUACAGCUACAUCCAGGAGAGAAUGCUGACAGUCCUGCAGAUAUUAGGAUCAAGGAAGAAGAACCUGAUCCUGAAGAGUGGCAGCUCAGUGGUGAUUCUACCUUGAAUACCAAUGACCUAACACACUUAAGAGUACAGGUGGUAGAUGAAGAAGGGGACCAACAACAUCAAGAAGGAAAAAGACUUCGGAGGGUAGCUUGCACCUGUCCCAACUGUAAAGAAGGUGGUGGAAGAGGUACCAAUCUUGGGAAAAAGAAGCAACACAUUUGUCAUAUACCAGGAUGUGGUAAAGUCUAUGGGAAGACCUCACAUCUGAGAGCUCAUCUGCGUUGGCAUUCUGGAGAACGCCCUUUUGUUUGUAACUGGAUGUACUGUGGUAAAAGAUUUACUCGAAGUGAUGAAUUACAGAGGCACAGAAGAACACAUACAGGUGAGAAGAAAUUUGUUUGUCCAGAAUGUUCAAAACGCUUUAUGAGAAGUGACCACCUUGCCAAACAUAUUAAAACACACCAGAAUAAAAAAGGUAUUCACUCUAGCAGUACAGUGCUGGCAUCUGUGGAAGCUGCGCGAGAUGAUACUUUGAUUACUGCAGGAGGAACAACGCUUAUCCUUGCAAAUAUUCAACAAGGUUCUGUUUCAGGGAUAGGAACUGUUAAUACUUCCGCCACCAGCAAUCAAGAUAUCCUUACCAACACUGAAAUACCUUUACAGCUUGUCACAGUUUCUGGAAAUGAGACAAUGGAGUAAAUAUUACACAAAUACUUAUUCAUUGUGGUUAUUUUUAUACAGUAGUGAGAAGAAUAUUGUUCCUAAGUUCUUAGAUAUCUUUUUAUUGAUGUGCAAAAAUUUUUGGAUUGACAGUAACUUGGUUAUACAUGACACUGAAAUGCCUUACUUUGUAUGAUAUUCCAUAGUAUAUUAAAAAUGGUAAAAUUGCAUGGGUUUUGUAGGUACUUUUGGAAUCUAGAAGAAAUGAAAUUUUACCAAGUUAUAUAAAGAGAAAAUUGAAUUUAACAAUGCGAAUGGUAGUCUAACCAAAUGCAUCAAUCCUGUGUGGUUUAGUGUAAAAAUGAGAACAUGUUGGUAUUUAUCUAUUGUAAGAUAAAAAAGCUGGUGGGUGAAAGAAAUCAUGUUAUGAUAAAAAAUUUUGUAAUUUUCUUGAUGACUGGAAUUUUUAUUAUGCAUAACUGACAAAUCAAGUUUCCAAGCAAAUGUUACAUAGUGUAGGCUUUACUUAGCUUAUCAAUUUGUCAUUUUGAAGCUAAUUAUUUUAAUUAGGUUAACUAUGUACAAUAUUUUAAGCAUUACUCUUGUAAGAUUUUGAAAACUACAUUUUAACAUGGAACUCUAGGGAUAGUCACCUUUUAAAUCCUGUUGAAAAGCCAUGUUUAAGAUUUAAUUUGCCAAAAUAAUGUCUUGUUAAUAUUCUUUCAAUAACGAAGUUGGGCAAUAUAACCAAUGUUUAAAAAAGUUUAAAAUGUAUAAGUUGAGGCAUUUGGGUGGUAAGAGAAUGUUAUAGUGAAUUAUCCCUUUUCUUGACUAUUGGAGGACCAAAAAAAUAAGGUGUAUUGCGUCUUAGCAGUGAUUUUUAUCCAAUCUUGUUUCCAAAAACCAUGUCUCCCAGGGCCUUAAAAGCCAUCAUGUAAAUUACCAGUAAAGUGUAACAUAUGCAAACAUAACAAAAUCACUUCCAUAGUGACGAUACUCCAACCAUAUGGAUAUUAGUCAUAGAAGAACUAGAGGUUUUAUGAUAUUUUUUUAAGUCUUUUUUUUUUUUGUCUAGGUAGUCAGUCUGCACUUAAAUAUCAAUCAUUUUCCUUUUUUGCUUCUUCCCUUAAAAUUUAUAUGUAUCCAGUACAUUUAAUUGAGAAGCGUAUGUUUUUUAUUAUGCUGUAUUUUCUUUUUAUUUUUUAAUUAUUGUUUAUAUUUUCAAUUCAAAAAUGUACAAAAUAAAGUUACAUUGCUGGUCUUGUAAGAGCUAUACAGUUUUCCUAAAUGUAUACCUGUAACUGCAGCAGUUCACCUAUUUCAAAAAUUUGGAAUUCUGUUCAUUUGUUAUUCUUAAGACCACCUCAAAUUUAAAGGCUACCUUAUUGUACGUUUAAAGUGUAUUAUAACAGUGUGGUAGUUAAUAAAACACUAUUUUUUUUUCUUUUGAGUUUGUUGUAUUCCUAUGCAUAAAAAAUAUUGCAGUGGUAUGGGGUAAGAAUUGGUGGUUUAUUUUUCUUCAACUUGGCUUUUUAUUUUUAGAUUCUUGAUUUUAGACACUGAAUUGUAAACAGGCAUUUAUUUGAAGAAGAGAUAUAUAGAGACACUGGUCAUUUACUAAUUUUUUACCUAGAGUAAAUAAGAAUGAGCUUAUUAAAUAAAAUUUUUGAAAAAAAGUCUUAGCCCUUAGCCCACAUUGAUUCAUAUCAGUUUUAUCAGUACCAUUUUGCAAUUUUUUUGUUUUCCGUUUUAAAGCAAUGCAGAAUAUUUUGAUUUAUCGAAAACCUGAAUUUACAUUAAGACUCCUGAAAAUGAUAAGACAAGCGUUGGUAACCAUGGCAGGAGUUACUUGAAAAAGUUGCCUUUGAAUUUGCAUGUGUUUCAUCAUUAUAAAGGCAGAGUAGGAGGAAAGAGUAUUAAUGUGAUUGUGUAUUGUAGAUGUUUUAAAGUAAAAAUCAAGUUUCUUAACACAUGUAUACAGUGGGGGUAAAGAUGUCCAUUUUCUGUUUUCCAGGCCCAGUCUGACUCUGUCUGUAAUACCUGAUUGCAUUGGAGAACUCUAGACACGCAUAAACAUGGACAGUUUUUCUAAAUGUGAGACUUAAGCCUGUGAUGUAAAAUAGGAAGUUCUACUUGGAAUAAUAUAAAGGAACCACUAGAAUUUACAAUUAUUUUGAAGUUACAGGGAUUAGAUUUUGAAUCUUAAAAUCCUUUAGGUAAUUUUUAGAAUUUUUAAAUUAAGAUUAAUGUGAAGAGAAUUAAGUGAGCAGCAGGUGGUUCACUUGAGCAAACUGCCCAUUAAGUCAGAUUAAACCAUUUGAAUGAUAGUAGAGAUGUUUUAAGUAAUACUGGAUUUUUACAGUAAGUUUAUGGUGUACUUUGAAUCGAUAGGUGUCCAUGCAUAUUUUAUGAAUUCGUGGAGAAUGAAUGCAAUGAAGAAAGUAAGUAGUCUUGAAAAUUAUUUAAAUAAAGUUGUAGAUUUUUUUAGUGCCCCCUAGGAAUAUAUUAGUGAACUUUGGAACUUUUACCAAAGUUAUGUAACCUCAGUGUAGAUAAUUUUAAAUAUUUCUAUUUUUAUAUUUUAAAAUGUUGAAUAUACUCUGGAAACAACAUUUGAAGAUUUGCUCUGAUGUCAACUUUUUCUGGUUAUAAAACCUAUUAGUAUUGUGUAUAAUUCUCAGGGUAGGUAUACUCUAAUAGGUGUUUUGUCAAUUGCUUUAUUUUUGUAAAGGCUAGAGUUAGUGCAUAUUGAAUAUAUUUAUGUACAAAUAAUUCCUGUUGUAACAUUUAGUGGACGCGAUUAUCUGUAUACCUCAAAUUUUAAUUUAAGAAAGUAUCACUUAAAGAGCAUCUCAUUUUCUAUAGAUUGAGGCUUAAUUACUGAAAAGUGACUCAACCAAAAAGCACAUAACCUUUUAAAGGAGCUACACCUACCGCAGAAAGUCAGAUGCCCUGUAAAUAACUUUGGUCUUUCAAAAUAGUGGCAAUGCUUAAGAUACUUAAAAAUACACAUACAUAUAAGCUGAAAGCAUGUCAAGCCUAUUUCAUAGAAAAUAGUUCUUAAACAGUAUUGUUCAUUAGAAAUUGCUGGGGAGCAUUUUAGAGAUUCCAUAGGCCUGGUAGCCACCUCAGCUUACUAAAUCAACAUCUCUGGAGAUGGAGUGUAUAUGUGUUUUGAAACAGCUGCUCAAGUGGUUCUGUUAAACACUCCUGCGUUACAAUCACUUAAAAUAGAGCAAGCAUCCCCUUAGGCUCUUAAUUGUAGUUUAAAUUCCAGUACUGCCUACUCAGACCCAAAAGUUUUGUUUUAUGAAAAAUUUGUAUUGUGUUCAAUAUUGUUUGAAAUUUGGGGUUGUUGCAUAAAUGAUUAUGGAAUAACAUUUGGUUUUAAAAUAAUAUAAACUGACAUGUUAUGCUACCUGUUACACAAUUUGGUUUUCAGUUUUAAUUAUAUGAAGCUGGUAACAAUCGUUUUUGUUGUAAAAGAAUUAUUUUUCACUAAACAGUAUGUUUAAAACUGACUGCCAUGAAUGAGUACUAAGUCUUUUGUUGUCUGACAAUAAGCACAAAACAAAUUAAUUGAUAUCUUUGGUACAAAUUUGAUAUUUUUGUGAAAUCACCUCAUAAUUUUAUUUAGUGUUGAAGAAACAACAUUGGCCCCUUGCCUUGUUCAGACAGAUUUGCGUAUAAUGUAAAUAUAUAUAUUAGUGGCAGAAACAAAGUACUGUAGAAACCUAGAAGAGGGAGAAUUCUGCAUGAAGUCUGGGAAACUCAGCAGAAAUGGCGUUUGCAAAGGUACAGUGUGGUAUGUUGGGUGAUGGGGGACUUUGUGAGGGACAGAGUGGAAAAAUUUUUAAGAGGGGCUGCCAAAUUGCAAAAGAGAAGAAUUUUUUUUGUCAGUGAUUCCUAGUCUUUUUGGAAUCCUACACCUUCUCCCCAGAAAAAUUCAUUCUAGUCCAGGGUUUAUUGUUUGUUUUUUCCCUAUAUUUGACAGGGUCUGUCUCUGUCACACAGUGCAGUGGUGCAAUCAUGGCUUACUGCAGACUCCACUUACUGGUCUCAAGCAAUCCUCCCCACUUCGGCCUCUUAAGUAGCUUGGACCACAGGUGCACACCACCAUGCUCAGUUAAUUUUAAUUUGUUUUGUAGAGAUGGGGUCUCACUAUAUUGCCUAGGCUGGUCUUGAAUUCCUGGGCUCAAGUGAUCCUUCCACCUCUGCCUCCCAAAGUGUUGGGAUUAUAGGCGUGAGCCACCACGCUUGGCCAAAUCUGGAGUCUAAAGGGUAUACAAGGUUUUUUUUUUUCCCAUGUUGGCUUUUAUUUGAUGUUAUAAAGUCUUCAUGAUAUGAAUAUAUUUUUUAAAAAGGUGUCAUGUAUAUUGUCAUGUAACAUGAUUCAUGCCACUUCAUUGUAUUAAAUACGUUUAAGAUACAGUUUUUGAUGUUAAGAAUGAUAUCCUGAGAAGGCCUAUCUCCUUCAGUCCUUUUCCCCAUUUUUCACCUUUUAACUCUUGCUUCUGAAUCUAUGCUAAGCUACUUACUAGAUGUGUGAUAUUGGUAGUUUUCUUACCUUAAAACCUCAUUUUCAUCAUCCAUGAAGAGGCUAACAAUAGUACUCCCUGUUGAUAGGAUUGUUGUAUUAAAAUAUAAGCAUUCAGCAUAGUGCCUGACUUAACGGUAGAGAUUCAAAUGGUAACCUCCUUCCAAUGCCUUCCUCCCCCCUUAACUCUGGAGAUUCCAUUUUUCUGUAGUGAAGUGUUUUAGAAUUUUCAUUGUUUGACUAUGGUUCAUACAUUGAUUUUUCCAAAAUGAGAAGAAGUCUUAUUUCUAAUGCAAAAAUGUGAAAAGAACAGUUGGAACCUAAAGUGAUAGUGGAUGAAGUGUCUGAAGUGACUGCCCUAUCAGAAAAGGAUGGAAUAAGAAGAAAAGACUGAAGCACCUAAAUGUGUAUUUUCUUGAGGAAAUUACACCCCUGUGUAAGAGUCUAUCCUAUUUGAACAUUUCUAAAAACCAGCCGAAGAAUCUUCAGGUUCAUUGCGACUGAAAGAUAAAGUCUAGCACUGAAGUGGUUUUUAAGAUUAGGAAAGGCCAUCAGAGAAAUGCAGUUAUUUCUCCCCUCCAUCCUUCCCCCACAAAAAAAAGUCUAAGCCUCCGAUUAAUCGACAACAACGAAAUACAGGAAGUAUUGGCUUAGUGACCUUUUAGGAUAUCUGUCCGACUUACAUCCCUUCUCUGAGCAUUACUUUCUGCCACCUUCCGUGAGGAGCUGUUCAGAAAUCAGACAAGGAGUGGACAUCUGGUCAAAGUUGAGCCAAUUAGAUGAUUUCUCCUGAGAAUUUGGAAUUGGAAAACUGAUGUCUUGGGAGGUCACAUCUGGAACAUACAUGGGAGGCAGAGAAAGCAAAGAUGACAUUCAACCCCAGAAGAAAAAGAAAAUGGCUUUCUUGAUUCCUGAUAACUUGGCAGUGUUUGUUCCAGUGUCUUGCAUUUCACUAUCUGCAUUUCAUCCUCCUGGGGUUCCACAAGAUAGCCUUAAAACCUUACAGAGAGACUCCCCAACUUAGUUUUUUCUUAAGUCAGAAGGCUGUUACUUGCUACCAAAUAAUGCCAACUAAGACAACUGAGGUACAGUAUAUUCUCUCGUAAAACACCAUAGAGUUGAUGACUUGAUCCUAUAGAAAAGGGUCCCCAACCCCUGGGCCACAGACCGGUACUGGUCCCUGGUCUGUGAGGAACCACCUGGGCCACAGACUGGUCCUGGUCCCUGGUCUGUGAGGAACCAGGCCAUACAGCAGGAGGUAAGCGAGCAUUCCUGCCUGAGCUCUGCCUCCUGUCAGAUGAGCCACAACAUUAGAUUCUCAUAGGAGUGCGAACCCCGUUGUGAACCCCGCAUGCGAGGGAUCUAGGUAGUGCCCUCCUUAAGAGAAUCUAAUGUCUGAUGAUCUGAGGUAGAGCAGUUUCAUCCUACAACCAUCCCCACCCCCCGACCCCCAUCCAUGAAAAAAUUGUCUUCCUCAAAACUAGUCCCUGGUGCCAAAAAGUUUGGGGACCGCCGUCCUAGGAAAUACCAACAAAAAGUCACGUUUAUUGCCUGCCAAGUGAGUCAGGUUUAGACAAGGCAGAACUUAGUAUAUAGCUUGGAUGAAUCAGAAAGGGUGGGCCUUGAAAGACUGGUAGAAUGUGUCCAAGAAAACUGAUUAAAAGCCUUAGAAGUCCCUCUACAGUUUCAGGACGCCCUCUUAACAGAUGGCUGUAUCUUUAUCUGUGGUUGGUCUUGUGGAAUACUGACUUUCUGCCAGCAUUAGCCUGUGUUUCUAUGUCACACCAAGUCACGUAUAUUUUCAUUGUGUGUUAGGACUCAGAAUAGGUUUGGGUCUUUCUUUUAAUUAUGUAUACCCAAUUACUUAGUCCUCCUCACACCCUGAUCCUUUAAAAAUUCUUAAGUUGUGUUAAUUGCAUUUUUCUCAAUUCUACUCCUAGUAACUCUGUGUGUUUUUUUCCAUCUUUAUUCAUUUAGUAAAGUUGAAACCUUUCAUAGCAUAAUAUAGUGAUUAAGUGCAUAGGUUUGGGACUUAGACACACAUGGGCUUGCUUGUCUCCCAGUUCUGCCGCUUACCACCUAUGUGACCUUUCACUCUUUACCUUUCCACUCUUAGCCUGUUCUCUAACUAUAAAAUGAGAAUGAUGCUAGCGUCAUCUUCAUAGAGUGAUUAUGGAGAUAAAUAAGUUAAUGCAUGUAAACCACUUUCCAUAAUGCCUGGCACAUAUUAUAUUAUGUAUUAGUAAAUGUAAGCACUGGAAGAAUCAGUAGUCUUCCUACACUUGAAAAUAGUUGUCUUCAACUAUUGUUGUAUUAAUGAGUUAAUUCACCUUGUUAAGUCACCUUGAUCCACCUAAUUGUCAGCCAACAUUUAUUAACGAAACUGCUAGUAUUCGUAUUGUGCCUUUUUUAUUAUGAAACAUUUCAAGAAUACAGAAAAAUGCAGAAAACAAUGUAACAAAUACCUAAGUAUCUAUCACCCAACUUUUAUAGUCUUAUUUUUACCUAUAUAUUUUUUCUUUUAGAAAGGAAUGAUCACAGUUGUGCCUGAAAUCUGUAUAGCCCUGUCUCAUUUCAUUUGUCUCCCUUUACCCACAUAAGUAAUUGCAGCUCUGAAUUUGAUGUUUAUCAGAAUGAUACCAUGAGUGGUUUUAUAUCCUUAUUAUAUGUAUGCAUACCUAGGAUUGUUUUUCUGAUUUUGAAACUUCAUAUAAAUGGUAUCAUUCUGUACAAAACCUUCUGGGACUUGUUUUACCACUCAUGUUUUUGAGAUGUAUCCACACUACCAUCUUUCUCUAAAUCAUUCAUUUAAAUGCUGUAGUUCAUUGAAUAAGUUUAUCACAAUGUAUCCAUUUUCUUCUUGAUGAGCAUCUCAGUUAUUUCCAAUUUUUGACUUAUAAACAAUGCUGCAAUGAAAUAAUUGACAUAUUUCCUUGUGUACAUGUGAGCAUUUCUUGAGAUAUGUAUCUAGAACUUGAAUCACUGGCCAACAGGAUAUUCUUAAUCUUCAGUUUCACCAGAUACUUCCAAAUUGAUCUCCAUAACAUGCAUACCAAAUUAUAUUCCUACCAGCCAUUUAUAGGAGUUCACAUUUUUUCCAUACCCUCCCAAUCCUGCCUUGGCAGAUAUGUUUUUUCCAAUGAAUAACAAUGAAAUUUUGUUUUGGGAUUUGACAAAAUGAUUCUAGAUUCAUCUGGAAGAAAAGCAAGUAUAAGUAAGAAAUUUAAAAGGGACCUGAAAAACUAAGCAAUGGAUAUAUUUAAAAAUUGGUACCAGUAGGGAUAACCAAAUAUUUGUUAACUGUAGCAGAAACAAUGCAUGUUUUUCUCACUGGUUCCACCUUCUAUCUCUCAGUCAAGCCCUGCCCAGGUGUGGUAGUCCUCAUAGUCUCUCACUGUAGGGGUCUUCUCACAUAGUAGACCACUCUCUUGAGUUGAAUAUUGAAAAGAAGGCUUGGCCGGGGGCAGUGGCUCAUGCCUGUGGUCCCAGCACUUUGGGAAGCUGAGUCGAGCGGAUUGCUUGAGGUCAGCAGUUCGAGAGCAGCCUGACUAACAUGGUGAUGAAAAGUACAAAAUUAGCUGGGGGUGGUGGCGCAUGCCUGCAAUCCCAGCUACUCGGGAGGCUGAGGCACGAGAAUCGCUUGAACGCAGGAGGCAUAGGUUGCAGUGAGCCGAGAUUGCACCACUGCACUCCAGCCUGGGCGACAGAGCAAGAUUUCGUCUCAAAAAAAAAAAAAAAAAAAAAAAAGGCUUAAGUCCAACUAACUGUUUCCCUGCUGUUCAUUUUAUCCAACGGCUGGGGAUAUAGGCUACUGCACAUGAUGGGUUGAUGGAUGUGAAAUGAUAACUCAUGACUUUAAUUCUAAUUUUUCUAUAUUCUGGUGAGGUUGAGCAUAUUUUUACAAGUUCAUAAUCCAUUUUCCUCUGAUGGGAGUUGCCUGUUUGAAUCCUUUGCCCACUUGCUUUUUGGGGUUAUUUGCAAUUUUUUGCAUUGAUCUUCAAACAUUCUUAAUUAAUCCCAGGUACAUAUUAUUUUAUAUAUAAGAUAUAUUUUAGAGAUAUAUAGGCUGAUAGUAUCUUUUCUCAGUCUAAGGCUUAUCUUUUAAUUUUGUUUAUGGUGUUUUGUGUGUGUUGUUUUGCAGAAGUUUUAUUGUAUCUGAAUUGUGGCUUUUGUGUCUUAAGAAAUUCUUUACCUACUGUCAUAAAAAUUUUUGUCUAAAAAUUUUAUGAUUUUGCCUUUCUAUUUAUCUUGUUAAUUCACUUUGAAAUUACUUUUGUUUAUGGCAUAAAGUCCAUUAUUUUCCAUAUGGAUAAUCAGUUGUCUUAGCAGUUUAUUGAAUGGUCCAACGUUUCCCUGCUGAUUAUAAUGCCCUCUCUGUUAUUUAUCCUAAAUUCUUGACAUCCGGUAAGGAAGUCUCCUCUGCCCACCCUUCUCUGUAUUUCAAAAUGGUUUUGACUGUUCUUGACCCCUUGCUCUUUCUGUGAACUUUAGGAUUAAAUGAUUAUGUAGAAUUAAACAAUCGGGUUAAGGUUUUUUAUUAGAAUUACAUUGAAUCUAUAGAUUAAUUUGGGGAAAGAAUGUUAUCUUUCUAUCCAUGAUAAUUCUGUAUCUCUCCAUUAAUUCAAGUCUUUAAUGGUUUUUAAAAAUAAAUUAUUGUCUCUUUGAAAA